UGUGAGGGUGUGUGUGCAUUUGUUUGUACAAGACAGGGAGGGAUGUAUGGGAUGUUGUUAUAACCCUGAUGGACUCAGGUUACCUGUAAUUCAAUUCUACCAGGGCAUGAUGAUGAGUAAUGAUAAACACACAAUCAAGCCACAAUGCUCCACAGAGGCUUCGUCUCACUUCACUACAAACUUGAUGUUAAGAGAGGUUGUUAGAGGAUAUCUCCACACUAAAAUUUGGUUUUACUUACAUGUCAGGACUUUUUGCAUCGCCAUCCAGUUUGCACAGUGAUGAUCUUCACAGCAGAGCAGGUGGCUUGUGUGUGCGAGGUCCUACUGCAGAGCGGCUACAUGGAUCGUCUUGCUGGCUUCCUCCGCACUCUUCCUCCUCCUUCCUCCUCCUCCCUCUCCUCUUUCUCAGGGGAGCUGGAGAGCGUGCUGAAGGCUAAAGCCACGGUGGCCUUUCACCAGGGGCGCUUCUCUGACCUCUACACUUUGCUGGAAGGCUUCCCCUUCUCCCCACGCAGCCACCCGCUGCUGCAGCAACUCUGGCUUCAAGCCCACUACAUAGAGGCUGAGGGGCAGAGGGGCCGACCCCUGGGAGCUGUGGGGAAGUAUCGCGUAAGGCGAAAGUUUCCUCUACCAAACACCAUCUGGGACGGAGAGGAGACCAACUACUGCUUCAAGGAAAAAUCCCGGAGUAUACUCCGGAAGUGGUACCAUCAUAAACCAUAUCCCUCUACACGGGAGAAGCGGGAGCUCGCAGUAGCCACCGGCCUGACAACCACACAGGUCAGCAACUGGUUCAAGAACCGCAGGCAGAGGGAUCGAACCACCGACGUUACCGGUUUCCAAACAGCUGACUCUGGAGGACCCUCAGGAGAGGUCAACCCUUACUCUGAUAACGACCUUUCACCUCCAGGCAGCCCACAUCCCCAAUACCAUGGUCCUCCACCUCCACCCCUCUCUCACCCACCUCCUCCUCUACAUCACAUGUGCUGAGACCUCAUCUAAGUCAA
Messenger RNA from Lates calcarifer (barramundi perch), 1007 nucleotides. It is a transcript of the gene six9, whose product is annotated as SIX homeobox 9. Lineage: Eukaryota; Metazoa; Chordata; Actinopteri; Centropomidae. The transcript has 3 exons. Gene Ontology annotation, biological process: regulation of transcription by RNA polymerase II. The coding region runs from base 280 to 990 and encodes 236 amino acids. Gene Ontology annotation, molecular function: DNA-binding transcription factor activity, RNA polymerase II-specific; RNA polymerase II cis-regulatory region sequence-specific DNA binding. Gene Ontology annotation, cellular component: nucleus; transcription regulator complex. The record is from RefSeq and is a predicted model, not a curated record.